UUCACGUUUUGCUAGCCUAAAUAACCGUUUCCUUUAACCUCAGAAACACACAAUGUUGUGUGAAAAUAAAAUCAAGAUUUAACGCUCUUCCUUCUUGUUAACGGAUCCUAAACCGCCCAUGAUCCCACACUCCUACCCUACCCCCCUACGCCACCCUAACACCUCAACCCUCUAUAUAUCUUCAUUUUUACACACAAAGACACCAAGACUCACUAUCUCUCUUUCUCCCUCUAGAAAUGUUUGACCAAAUGAUGCUACACUACCCACAAAGGCCAAUGGAAAAUAGGUGGAAACCUAGUGUCGAAAUUGCACCAAAUUGUCCAAGAUGUGCCUCAUCCAACACCAAGUUCUGCUACUAUAACAACUAUAGCUUAUCACAACCUAGGUAUUUUUGUAAAGGUUGUAGGAGGUAUUGGACGAAAGGCGGGUCGCUUCGGAACGUUCCAGUUGGCGGCGGAUGUCGAAAGAACAGACGAUCACGAUCCGCCAGAUCUCCCCAAACGGGGAGUGGUAGCUUGGGUUAUGUUAAUAACCCUAGCUUUAGUGGUGACUCAACUAAUGAGUCAACCGAACGAGCUAAUAUUGAUCUUGCUGAUGUGUUUGCUAAGUUUUUAAAUCAAAAUUCAGAUCAACCAAACCAGGAGGUUGUGGGCGAUAAUUCGUCAAGUGGGAAUGGUGAUUCUUCAAGUGGCAAUGAGGCGCCGUUAUGUGAUUUCAAUGAGGAAUUCGAGCUACGGAACAUGGUGAUUCCAUCGUUUUCAAGUGAAGAUAACCACAUUGACGAAUUCAUAACUCAAAACACCAACCUUAUUGAGCUACAAGACAUGCUUAACGAAGAAUUACCACAAGAUAUAUAUUGGAGCGAUGACACUACUACACUUCCAGGUCUCACAUGGCAACAUGAUUUCGAGCCAUUCAUAUGCAACAACAACGAUUUUAACAUCUCUACCGACGUAGUUACUGAGGAUUGGAGCUCAACAUCGUUGGAUCUACCAUCGGUCGGAAAGUUUUUCCAGAGCUUUUAAAUUAAUUCUCAUAAUUAAUCAUCAAUUUUUUGUCAUAAGUUUAUUAGGAAAAAAUGUUUGUCUUGGAAGUUAAAUGUCACAUUCCAAGAAAACUAUACAUACACACAUUUAUACAUAUGGAGCUAUUAAACACAGCAUAUAUAUACAAUAAAAUCAUUUAAUUUUAUUC
Molecule: messenger RNA, 1194 nt
Organism: Helianthus annuus (common sunflower)
Lineage: Eukaryota; Viridiplantae; Streptophyta; Magnoliopsida; Asterales; Asteraceae
Product: dof zinc finger protein DOF3.5
Exons: 1
Coding region: 237-1025 (262 amino acids)
Biological process (GO): regulation of DNA-templated transcription
Molecular function (GO): DNA binding; DNA-binding transcription factor activity
Source: RefSeq, a predicted model, not a curated record